Physella acuta is the source of this 1506-nucleotide messenger RNA. RefSeq names its product putative G-protein coupled receptor No18. The record is from RefSeq and is a predicted model, not a curated record. Gene Ontology annotation, cellular component: membrane. Gene Ontology annotation, molecular function: G protein-coupled receptor activity. Gene Ontology annotation, biological process: G protein-coupled receptor signaling pathway. NCBI's taxonomy places the organism in Eukaryota, Metazoa, Mollusca, Gastropoda, Physidae.
AUGAGCAACCUUAGCGUUGUUGGCAGUGAGCCUAGCGACGUCACACAGCUAGCCCCUGCCACACAGCUAGCCACAGCCACACAGCUAGCCACAGCCACACAGCUAGCCACAGCCACACAGCUAGCCACAGCCACACAGCUAGCCACACAGCUAGCCACACAGCCAGUGAACCAGCCGCCUAGACUGGCAGGGCUAGUGCUAGACGAGGCGAUGUACACCUAUGGCUUGACCAACUCCCUCACCUGUGUCUUGGUUCUCACCUUCGGGCUCUGCUCAAACUCCGUCAACAUUCUCGUUUUCAGAACAAUGAAGGUCAGGGACGCUAUGACCUUUUCCUUCCUCGCCCUGUCUGUCUCUGACUUGAGCUUCGCCUCCAUCUCCGUCAUCUGCCGGCUGUGUUCCGUCAACGUCAUCCUCAGAACGUCCGGCUGGCUGAUCCGGCCGGCCGACGUCCAAGACUUCCUGUACUGGUACUCCCUGAUAUUCUACGACCACUCCAUGCUGCUCACGGUCUAUCUGGCCGUCAUGCGCUGCUGCUGUGUCGUCUUCCCCAUCCACUUCCGGUCCAUGUUCUCCCUGACCAGGACCUACGUCAUCGUGCUGGCCACGCUCCUGCUAGCCGUGGGUCUGCGGACCCCGACCCUCACGGCCCAGACGUUGCUGCAGAGGUUCGACCCCUCGACCAACACGUCAUCCUGGGCACGCCUGGUCAGCAGCGACUGGCCGACCAUCCGGGUCGUCAACGACAUCCUAAACCGUAACGUCGUUUUCAUCACGUGUUUCAUCGUCGUUCUCAUCUGUCUGACCGUGCUGGCAUUAAAGCUGCAGGCAGCCCUUAGGUUCCGACACAGCACGUCAGCCAAGCACGCCAGUCCGGCACGUCAGUCCGGCACAACAGCCCAGCACGCCAGUCCGGCACGUCAGUCCGGCACGUCAGCCCAGCAUGCCAGUCCGGCAAGGCAGUCCGGCAAAACAGCCCAGCAUGCCAGUCCGGCAAGGCAGUCCGGCACAACAGCCCAGCAUGCCAGUCCGGCAAGGCAGUCCGGCACGACAGCCCAGCAUGCCAGUCCGGCAAGGCAGUCCGGCAAAACAGCCCAGCAUGCCAGUCCGGCAAGGCAGUCCGGCACGACAGCCCAGCACGCCAGUAUGAGCUCGCUGACGGGGAAAGAGCUACGCGUGGUGCAGACAGUGGCGCUCGUCUCUCUCAUGUUUGUCCUCCUCAACCUCCCCUUCGUGCUGUACUCUCUGGUCAGGACCGUCCUGCCCUCCACCUACGACACCAACAACCUCCCCUUCGUGCUGUACUCUCUGGUCAGGACCGUCCUGCCGUCCACCUACGACACCAACUACCUCCUCGGUGCUGUGGUCGAGUUCAGUCAGCUGUGUGGCUACACAAACGCCAGCCUCAGCAUCUUCAUCUACUACCGCUACAACUUCAACUUUAGGAAGAGACUCAACUUUAUUUUAAGAGGCAGUUUGCCUGCAGAAACAGAAACUAAAUCCUAA